GUUGCCUCAUUUACGCACCUCAUUUUCGGCUAAGUGCAAUGUAAUCAUUUAAUUUUCCAUAAUAAUAACUUUAUCAACAAAUCUGUCCAUUUACUCACGCUCAAUUUCCUCAAUCCUAACCACCGGGUUGUUGGCCGGAACGGAACGGAUCUGUCUAAAAUUUAUGCUAAUUUUUAAACCAAUUCUUCACUUUGGUAGCAUCUUGGUUUUGCGUACCAAACUGCUUUACUUCAUUUUUGCUACACCCACCAGUGCGGAUAAUAAAGUUUGCCGGAAACAAAAAUUGCCUUAAAUUUCAAUUACUAUGCAAACAGCGCGAUUAAAUUACGCCCACUUCAUUAUCGUUGCGCGUGAAUUGGCGAGGAGUUGGCCGUAGCUUGCCACGCAGGGAACAAAAAUCAUGGGAAAAUGGAUGAAGUACACCGCGGCCCCCGAGGGGAGAGGGUGAUGGAGGAUGGGUGGAUGAAGUGCUGCUGGCCAUGGGCAGUAUCUUCGCCCGGUUUAUUAUUUCGUUCUGAUCGUGUGGCUUUAAGCUGGUCGAAAACAAAAUUAUUCGUUCCGGAUCGUUGAAGCUGUUUUCAAUUAUCCACACCAGGCUUGCUUAUGCUUCACAAGUGACCAGCGUCAAAAUGACCAGCAGACGUACCCCUGGUACGGUGGUCUGACCUGUCGAUAGUGGCUUUGCAUCGUUGCGUAAUCCUUCGGAUGUAAUCCACCACGGACUGAUGGUACCGCAUCCAUUAUCCAUUAUGCGCCGUUCGUGUAAGUUUAAUAAAUCAUGCCAAAAGUGCGUCCAAAUGUGAUGGAAAACCAGGGAACCGGAUGCAUCGAGUAGAGGGACGCAAAGAAAAUGUUCCACACAACACCAACAACCGCGCCUUGCCGUAUGAUAAUAACAAUAAUAAGAUAAUCUUCUUAAGCACAAUAUGGCAGCGGCAAAUCGGCGACAGCAGGAAGCGGAUGGGCAAAAACGGAAAAGGGUAGGAUGUAAAGAAUCCUCCUAACCACCAGGGAAGGAAGGAAAGCGGAAGCAGAAGCAACCGUUUCGAUCCUGGCAAAAACGAACAAAAGAACAAUCUUCCGCAAGCAAAUAUGCAAGCGUAGAGUUUGCGGAAAAUGCGCUUAUAAUAACGCUUCCUGGGACGGUUCCCUCGAAUAAUGCCAUUGCUGUGGCACGAUUUUGCCACCGUUAGUGCUCUUAGCAAUGCUGGAAUUGGGAAGUACUUCCCGACCGAAGACAUAGGUGCGUUAUUCUGUCGGGGUGGUUUUUUUUUUGCUCCCCAAGCGUACCUUUGAGCAGGUUGCAGAACGCAUGCUACACAAACGAAGCAUAGAAAUUGGACGGAUCGAACGGAUGGAUGGUAAUCGUGUACGGGGGUUGAUUGAGACAGAAUUUUACAUAAUAUCCUUCCCGUUGGGAUGGCAUAUGAAUUGACGCGCAUCUGGGAGCAUCACGUUUGUUCGCUACUGUAAUGCAAUUGAUCGAUUUUUUUUUUUACUUUGGAUUUCUUUAUAAAAGUCGCUUGCAAGAUGUGAUGCUCUCGGUGUGUAAAAGGCGUAAAAUCUUAUUAUUAAGUUUUAUGUUGGCUUAUAAGGCAUAAAAUAGUUUUGUGCAAGGCUACUCUUUAUAGCUUCUCUUUACUUUAUUCCGUGAGAUCAGAAUUUCCUUGAUAAAUUCUGAUAUCAAAGCUACUACGUCAAAAGCUCGUAGUAUACAAUUUUAAGGUGAUCCCACCAUAUGCUUCUCAUCAUUAUUAUUUGGUCUAUCAUGUAACUAUGCAACCAUCAAAACUAUGUAGCUUUCUCUGACGCUAUCUACACUCUCAAAUUCCUCUAAUUUCUAAUGCGAUCUACACCAAAACGCUACGAAAUAAGUAAGGCAAACAUUCACUACCAAAUGGUUGACUAUCACCAGGGUAACUUCCUAGGUAUAUUCCCAAGAGUAUCGAAACGAAUGCAUCACCCACGGACAUCACUGUACUAGGUUCCAAAUUUGGCAAUCUUCAAUAGACAAUUUUGUCAAACUCUGUACAGUUUCUAAAAAGUAAAUGUUUCCUUCCUUGUUCAAAUCUGUACGUUCACUUCCGGAAAAAAUGAAACAUUCUUCAUACAUUUUUUUCACACUAGAGCGGAUUACACACGCAAUGUUUUUCAUCGCUGUUUUCCCAAAAAUUCACAACUGGCUAUUUUGUAAAGGUUAGUGCUUCUUCGACGCAUUUACCUCGACGCUGCACCUUUCUGAGCAAUCUUCAAAAGUGAUGGAUUUUUGAUUGCGUUAUCGAGGGAAAGACUCUUUUUUUUUUGUCGCUGACGCGGGAGUUAUCCAACAUACAAGCAUUACCAAUAGGUGAUGGAAAAGGUUUGCCGGUAAAAUGCGUGGAAAAUUGAAAGGAUCUCGUUUUUAUUUUUGGAAAGAGGGGGAAAUCCUCGAUCCGACGGGGAAGUGUAGCAUUUUUGGCGAAUCUUUACAUGGGAAAAUCCCACACGAUUGGGGGGGAAACUUGGUAUCGACAUUUACUUGGCACUCUAUUAAAUCUAGUGAAGGUAAUUUCGUUUACUUACUGGUAGGGAACGGUAAAGUUAUUGAUUGAAAAUAAUUUAAAAAUAAUCAUUGCUUUGUCUAAUAGAUAUAGUUAUCUGUAGUAACGAUUUCUUUCGGUGUGCCAUAAAAAAUAUAGAUUAUUUGCCUCACCAAAAUACUAUCGCCCUUUUCGCACCGUUUCCAUCCGUUGAUCAAUACGGAUUGGCACAGUUCUGAGCGUAAAUGCAAUACACACGUUACGUUCUUUGUCUUAUUUUGUCACUCAAACUGCAUUCUUAUGACACGGCUUAGCAUUAGCCUAAUGCUUACGCCAAGGACGAACGGUCUCUAUCAUUGAACUGCGACGAACCAAACCAAUCGAAAAGUCUUGCUGCACUGCACUGCAUCGUAACUGCAGCCAAAAGAAAAACCACUGUCCAUCCUUAAUCACCUCACGAGUAGAGUUGUGCAACGAAAGCACUUCCCUAUUUUUUUGUCUUCCUGCACUUCUACAUCACACUAGGCCAAAGCCAAAUCAAGCCGAUUGUGGCAUAUUUACCGUCCAAGCCGUUUGCUGUCGAGACGCGAAGCCACAAAUCCGCGUGAUAUAUCGUCACCUUAAGGUGGACCGCUGAUUUCAGUGAUAAAUCGAUACUUUCAGCAGUCGUGGGCUCGAUACGUGAUGCAAAAAAAAUCGUCACAUUUCCAUGAUUUGUCCACCUGUACAAUAUGACGAACGCGCUAGUUCUGUCACAUUGCGCUUGAAGCUUUUAAUCCGCUUUCCACACCACCUGUGGGUCCCCGGUGGUUCAGAAGUGCUGAUUUUACAAUCUCGUCCCCAAAAAUCGAACAAACGGACUAUCCGCUCAGGUGCAAUCGGAAUGUGCUGCAGGAUUUACAACAUCGCGUCACGUCGUCUGAUGAUAUUUGGAUCAUAAAUCAACGAUUUUGCACUUCAGUUGCUAUAUGCUUGUUUGAUUUUGUAUCGCUUUUUUCGUUUUUUUUUUGUGUUCGGAAUCGCGUGAUCUUUCUGCCAGACUAAUUUUAUUGAUGGCUGAGUGUCAAUGGCUUUUUUCAGAUUUUUUUUGUUUGCUAUGGGCUAAAACGAUAGAUUGCAGAUUACGAUAAAACCAGCAAAUAUGAAAGGAUUGAUAGCGAGCGUUCGUUUUUUUUUAACUGGAAACGAAAUGAUCAGUGCAAGCUUCGGAUAAAAUCUAACGUUGAUAUUCACGUUUUUGGUUGAUUAAUUUACGAUUUAUGACACCACUUCUUUCCACGAUUGAUUCUCGUAAUUGAUUACUGGUAAAUAUGUUGUAAAUUUUUUACCUAUUGAUUCCAUUUUUUAAGCUCCGAUUUAUUAACAGCAAAUAUAAAUGGCUAAAUUGUUAGUAUAUUACAAUUUGAGAUGAAGUUUCAUUACAACAUCUGACAAUACUUACUUAACAGGCGCUACAUUCGCACAAUGGUCUUUUCCUACUGCAAGAGUCCUCUAAUCCACUCACGGUCGAGCGCCUUCAGCUGCCAAUCCAUUAUCCCAGCUUUUCUGGAGAACGCAUCAACCCUCCAUCGCAGAUUGAGAAUACCACGGCAUGUGGUCCAAGUACACCGAAAACCUCAGAAUGAUGCGUAUCUGCCUUCGGCACAAAGAACUAACCAUUUACGUAGUGAAAGUAGAUCUUCCAAGCUAUAUGUCCCCAGUGUGGUCAACUUUGCCCAAACAACGUUAAGGCAAUAACAAGAACGGUCUAUUAAACUACAACGCAGAUCAGUUAUAAUACCUCUAGAGUCUGUAUAAACUCCAUACGUAUCACUCAAUAAAUCCGACGGGGCGAACUUUAGCUCUUCCCACAUUAAUAAGCAUUUAAUUUAUAUGAAAAUUCCAAUACUACAAGUUUUGUUGAAAAAUAUUUCAUACGUUCCAUCUUAAACUAUUCUUCAAACUUUAAUUCUAAAAAUGUUAUGAUAUUCUCGUAUUUUAUCUUAAAAAAUGUGCUGUAACUAUUUCUUCUAUACAUUGCGUUAUGAUAAAAUUCUUAGAAAACUAUGCAAUUAUCAAACAACCCCACACAAGAAGGAACAAGUUUUUAAUACAUAAGGAUUUAAAAAACAUUAAACGACAACGUAAACAGUUGUCCCAGCGCGUGGUCCAACACAUGGUCACAUCACCAUGAAAUAUCACAUAACUAGAGUAACGCAAUCGGUUUACCGAAAAACUUCACUUCGCAGUUCGACGCUAGACAAGAACAUUUUUCGACCCUUUAUUUUGUAAAAGUAUUACAACCCCGCAUAAAACCCUUCGGCGUUAGGGCUUUGGAUGAGUACAGUAGGUACAACCCCGAAAGCGAAGAACAACAACAAAAAAACAUAUCAAAAACCUCACCAUUUUUGCUACCUUCUGCGAACCGCCUCCUCCCCCCACGUGCAGCGUGCCAACGGACGAGUCUGCAUACCGGUUCUGGGAAAUAUCUCUAAAAGCAUUCCCAUUCUGGCGACGGUCCCAAUCCGAUGGAAUCGGGUUCGGAUCGGAAGACCAAGGAAGAGCGAUCCAAUGGAGCAAUUCCACCGUGGCGUACAGCGUACGAUUCGAGUUUCUUUCGCGGCACACAUGGGUUUGGCACAGAAAGCCGGCCCGUUUCGGCAACAAAAAGGGUGGCCGUGUUUUUACCAUAACCGAGCUCCUCGAGUAUGUAUGUAUGUACUGCGGUUAAUCCGGACUAACCGCACCCAAGCCUUUGCCGCGCCGUUUGCCACGAAAGCGCAUUGCAUUAGUCCGUACAGUGCAAUGAUUUCCGCCAUAAAGUCCUUCGGUAGACGUACGUUGGCCUCCGGUUCAUCUUGUUGGCUUCUCCUGUGCUAUGUACAGUGACCCACCCGUUUACCAUCUAGAUAGGUGGCUAGAUUGAACCGAAAUUACUUUUCCUGGACAAACUUCGCCACUUCGCCCACGGCAAUAGGGGAGAAGUGAUAUGAAUAAAUAAACAUCCGUACCGAGCGGUACGGGUGUGUGAGCAGUUAUCUUCUCUAGCUGGGCGUGACCAAGAUGGCAGUCCGCAGUGUUACUACUAAUGUUGCGAACAUCCUUGAGUCAGGAUGUGGACGCGUUACGAGUUUAUCUGCAGAAGAGAAAAAGAGACCCGCUCCCGAAUGUUUGAUGGUAGAAUCACUUGUUGCGCGUGGCAUGCGCCAUACCGAUAGGUCGAGCCGGGUUUGCCUGUUUGAGGUAUAUUCCUACGGCUUUUGCAUUACCAAUGACGUAGGCGUUGACGAGUAUGCGCAGAACCAUCUGCCAAAGGGGUUAUCUGCUAUUGGUUAUGUGCCUGGCAAGGAAUAUCCUUGCCGAACUCCGUGUACCAUGGCGCGAAGGAACGGUUUAGUUGCUGCUAAGCCGUGUAGUGCAAAGGACGCAACUAAACUAGUGCUGCCACGGAUGUAGUGAUUGCCGUCGAUUGGUGACCGUUACAAUAUCUACAAGAUUUAUAUGUAAGAAUCGACUAGCAAGGCGCUCCAUAACUGGGGAAAAAAUUAGUUUGUGUAAGUGUGGCAAUAAAAUUUCGUAAAUGUGAUGAAGUGAAACGAUACACGGGAAACAAUGAACAGCUUGGGUGUCUCUAGUGAAAGCCAAGGAAUGCUACUACCUGCAUACAGUACCACACUCGACUAUCUCCAGAAGCAACCACAACAGCAGGACCCACAGUCAGAGCUUAACGCCGUCAGCUCACCACCCGUGAGCUACUUCCAGCAGUUCUUUUAUUCUGCCGACGGUGAUCCAGCACCGUCGCGUGCUCUCCGUCCGAAAGAGUUCCCAAGCCCGCUGGACCUUUCACUGCGUCCGACGAAUGUGCCCAUGACACCGCCUUCAACACCGUCUCCGCCAAGAAAACGUUUGAAGUCGUUCGACGAAUCGACGGCCGUCAUUCCUACCGCUGUGACCCGAACAACGGAAAGUUGGCGGAGUGCCAAGAACCAGUUCUCGGACACGGUGUGUAUCGACGAUAAACGCUACUAUGCCAACACGACGCUGAGUGAAUGCGAGAAUCGGGCAGAAGUGUUUCAGUACUUCGAUGACAGUGCGCGUUCGGUUCCGUUCAAGUAUCCUUCCGUCGAUGGUGUGAGACCGGUCGAUGGGGAGACCUUAUGUGUGAAGGAUAGUGUGGAUCGAUCACGUGGCAAAGUGGACGAGUUUAUUGAUAUUACUGGUGGUGCCGAACACCACGCUCGCGAAGAUCGUGAGGACGAUCACGACGAACGAUCGAGCCGGGAUAAGUCGGAUUGUUCCAAUAUUGAUGUGGAAUCACUAGAUAAUGAGGAAGAUGAUGAUAGUAAAGAAUCGAUCAACAUUGUUGACAGUGAGGAAAAGGAAAACGAUAGUGCAGCAGUGCUGAACGAGGGUCAACGCUACUAUGCGGAGGAGCGGCUCCAUCUGCAGGCCAUUGAAGGCUUCGCACGGCUGUUCGAGCGUAGUUUCCCUUCGACCAGCACAAAGAAAACGCAUUCCGCAGCUACUGGGUCGAGUGGCCGCGGUACAUCCUCCAAGAGCGAGCGACGUCGUACGAAGGCACGUCGUCAAGGUGCGGUAGAUGAGGACAACACAAGCCCCGUCUCCGGUACGAUCAUCCGGAAGCUGCAGGAUGGUGAAGAGCUUGUCGUGCGGAAAGGUGACAUCGAUCCCGCGUUCAACGUAGUCGAAAUUACGGACGAAGCGAAGGAGAUCCUUUCGAAGAUUGAUAACAAGAUCGGAUCCUACCUGUGCCAGCUGUGCCGUGCGCUGUAUGACGAUGCGUUCGGUUUGGCACAGCAUCGCUGCUCGCGUAUCGUGCACAUCGAGUAUCGGUGCUCCGAGUGUGACAAAGUGUUCAACUGUCCAGCUAAUCUGGCCUCACACAAGCGCUGGCACAAACCGCGCGGAAUGUCCUCUGAUGGUAGAAAAGGUGGUCCGAAAGCUGCUGCCACGCGGCAGGAAGAGCGCAGCUCCGAGGACGAACCGAUUGAAAUUUUGGACAAUUCAAACGAUAAUCAUCAACAGCAGCCGGUUUUGCCAACUGCAUCUACCGCCGAAGAAGAAUCUUAUCCUUGUGGACAAUGCGGGAAAACGUUUCAUAAUUUUCUAUUCCACCUUCUUUUUUGUUGCAAUUGCAGACAAAGUUACCUAAAGAAGCACGCCAUUUCACACCAAAUGGAACCAACUCUCCUACGUAACAUGGACCUGCGACCUACUCCAUUCAACAGUGACUCCUUCAGUACACCCACUUCCAGCGGUUCGACGGCUGUUACUAGUCUCGGAGCUACAUUUCCCACCGGCCAUCAUUUGCUGUCCAAUGGUGGACCGUCCGGUGGAUGCUUUGCGGCAGCAUUCGACAAACUGACGCGCCCAUUAGCGGCACCAACUUCCGCUUCGGCUCUGUUUCCGUUUGCCGCCUGUUACAGUGGCAUGGUCUCUGGUCUGGCUGCCGGUGGUGGUGGAGGAGCUGGCACGAUGGGCGGGAACGUUGGGCCAAAUGUUUCACACUACAGUGAGCUUGAAAAACGUCGCUGGCAGUCACUCGGUGAGCUGUAUCUUCAGCAGCGAGAGCGUCUCUCGGCGUUUCAGUACGUGCGGCAGCAUCAGUAUGAGGAUUACUUGAAAUGCUUUCAACCGUUUCAGUUCGCGCGUGACAAAACCUGACCCAACAUUUUGCGGCCAGUGCCACGACUGGCCGCUGCUCCCCUUUGGCCAGCGGCACAUCCUAAUCCACUUUCUGUUACUGCAACAGCAACCCACGGCUCGGCAGUAGCAUCGUCACAUCCACCACCUUCUUCACAUCUGCCGAGUGCCGCCACCACCACCACCAACACUACUUCACCCAGCAUGGCUAUCCCGUCCUCCAUCCAACAGCCUCCAGCUGUAGCUAAUGAUCACACUCCACUAAACCAACCGAAUCCUGCCCUAGCGUCGGUGUUUGGGGCAAUGCAGCAACAAGUCCCAACCGGCACGCCCGGUACGGCCCAACAAUCCCAGCCACUGCCAACGUUUUCCCCCGCCCGUUCGAUUCUGCAACAUAUCCAGCAACAACCGACGGCAUUUAGAAGCGAAUGAACCCGUCGGCUUAUGGACACAGCUUCCGGUAACUUACAUUGCAAGAACCCCAAAAAACUGGAUGGGAUAAAUCGUUAUUAGCUAAUAAAUAGAGUCUGUUGUUGUAGUUUUAAUAUUUUUCCCAUCACAAAACAAAACCAGCCACUGUUUUCCUUUGAAAAAUGUCUCUAAUAAAUGAAACGGAUGCUCGAUCGGUUUCCGGUCGUAUCGAGAAUCAAACAGCAUGGCUAGCAUUCGAAGAAAGGUAACUAAAUAAAAUGGAACACUUAAAACAAACCGGACCAUGGGUCGUUUACUUUACUUUGAUUAUCUUCAUUCAUGUGACAUGUUUAAUCCAACAUCAACAUAUUCUUAACCCCUGUCAAAGACAACAGAAGAAACAACCACACACAAACACACACACCAACAACCGGACUCACCGGUCAAACAAUCGUAGUGGUUUGUCAUUCAAUUUCCGGUCAGCAAAAGGUAAACUGGGUUUCGAUUACCGAGAACCAACACCGAGAUGUUCGUUGUGCAGACCGAUAUCGAUUUAUGAUUGACAUUUUUGCUGCUACUGACCACACACGACCAGUUGCUUGUCUUUUCGUCGGGGAAUAAAAGACAAGUUCCAAGAAUACCAGGGACAGAUCGAAAGGAUCCACUGUUCACUGUUUAAUGAUUGGAUUUGAGCAUUUUAGCUGUUUGUUUUAUUCUGAUUGGUCCCGAUUCGGAUACGUCUAGGGGAGUUCCGUACGGCCGUUUUUUCUUGAUAGAAAACCCCACCGUGAGUAUGGGUGUCACAGAGAGAAAUCAAAUAUUUACCGUACAUUAGACGCCCUAGGGAGAAUGGUUUGUUACACGCUAGUGCACGAGGCAAAGUGUGUCGCAGGGCUAGCAGGAAACGGUAAGCAAUCGGGGAAAAUGUCUCCGAAAAAAGCAUUUCUACGGUUCGGUAAGUAACGUGGGAAGGAUUUUUCUUUCGUGUUCACCGUGCGGUCAUGAUAGCGGGGGGAAAUUGAAUCACGUACAAAUUGACUUUUAUAAUGCAUUUCCUAUUCAUUGUGCUACUCCGGCAUUGUAUAAGUGCUGGAAUGAUGUUGGCGAUAAUCAACGAUAAUGAAAUAACUUUGGAUGGGAAAAGAAACGAUACACGCGAAGAUUAUUUUUUCAUACUUCGAGUAUAGCACAUUCCUAUUAACUUAAGAAAUUUAAAUGAAACUUUUUAUGAACUGGUUAAUUACAUUUUUGCUUUCCUUGUAAUUAAUGUACC
Molecule: messenger RNA, 9846 nt
Organism: Anopheles funestus (African malaria mosquito)
Lineage: Eukaryota; Metazoa; Arthropoda; Insecta; Diptera; Culicidae
Gene: nerfin-2
Exons: 3
Coding region: 6111-8183 (690 amino acids)
Biological process (GO): negative regulation of transcription by RNA polymerase II; neuron differentiation; regulation of cell cycle process
Cellular component (GO): nucleus; transcription repressor complex
Molecular function (GO): RNA polymerase II cis-regulatory region sequence-specific DNA binding; DNA-binding transcription repressor activity, RNA polymerase II-specific
Source: RefSeq, a predicted model, not a curated record